UUACAGGAGGAAGACGAUGCAACUCUUCGCUUCAGAAUGGAACCUAAUCCCCACAAAGGAGGUUUUACUGGCCAACCAGGAGUGAAGGUCACAGUCAGUGGUGUGUCUCCAGGUGCUUUGGGUCAACGUGUGAACUAUCCAGGUCCGGUUUGUGCCGUGAAAGGGUCAAAGGUCACCCUCCCUUGCACCUUCUCAACACUGAAGUCUGUGAAGGGUGUUUUGAUAGAGAUCCGGAGAGUCGUCUGGUGCCAGAACCAUGAAAUUUGUCAACUUACAACUCCGUCUGUGUACGACAGCGCUAAACAGAAGAACAACCCUCGCUACAGAUACUUGGGAGACAAGGAGGGAAACUGCUCUCUACAGAUCUCAGGUUUACAGGAGGAAGACGAUGCAACUCUUCGCUUCAGAAUGGAACCUAAUCCCCACAAAGGAGGUUUUACUGGCCAACCAGGAGUGAAGGUCACAGUCAGUGAUGGGGAUCCAAUGCAGAUCAAGAACUCCAGUGAAUCAGACGGUGCCGUCUCUCUGCUCUGCUCUGCACGCUGCACUUUCCACCAGCUGGAGGUCACCUGGUCCAGAGACGGCCACGCCCUCCCUCAGUCUGGCCCCGCCCUCAGGCUCAGCGCUCUGACUGCAAAGGAUUCUGGGAACUACACCUGUGCUUUGAAGAACGACCCCCGAACAGAGUCUCUGCCGUUCGCACUGCAUGUGGAGGCUGCAGACGGAGUUGUUAGUACAGAUGGAGGACGUCUCCUGCUUCUCAUCGUCCCGGUGGUUUGUGGAGUCCUGCUGGCCGUCUUCCUCCUGCUGUUCUUCAUCAUCAGGAGGAGGCGUGCAGCAGCAGGAGCAGUUGAGGAGGAACAACAGCCCAAGGGUGUGUCCCGUCAGCGUCCGGACCAUGCCGACUUCCUGCCUCCAGCUGAGGAGGAAGUGAGCUACGCUGCGGUCCAGUUCCAGAGCCGUGACGUCCGGCCUCCUGUGGUCCAGUUCAGACCGAAGAACCAGAGCCGAGCGGAGGAGGAGGACGCCACCAUCUACAGCUCAGUGGCAGGCAAACGCUGAAUCCACUGAGUCCAUUAUAUGUGAAUAAACAGCAUAAUAUGUGAAUAGACAUCAUUAUAUAUGAAUAACUGUUUUAAAAAUAUUGUUCUAUGCAAACAACGAAGAGCUCUCUGAUUGGACGAUUCCUACAGCAAUGCUCUCUGGGACUUGUAGUUUAUUACAUGCAUAGUUCAUACAUUCACACAGUAAUAGAGUGGCGAAGUCAUAUACUUCGCCACUCUAUAAUCACAGGGAGGCUGUGGCUCAGUGGAUUUGCUUGACUUCGAAUCAGGGUUAGGGUGUCGUUGUGUCCCUGAGACACUUCACCCCAAACUGCUCCUGUGGAUUGUCCACAGUACUGAGUAUGUAAGUCGCUUUGGAUAACAAGUGAUGUAAUGUAAUUUUACAGAAUUGUGUAAAAAGAAAGUUUAAAGUUAUUAUUCUGUCUUUUGUUUUUAGGUAUUAUGAAUGUAUUGACCUGCUUUUGCAUUUGUCUACCUCUCAGUGUUUACUUCUACAUGUAAUAUGCUUUUAAUGUGUUUUAAUGUGUGUGUUGUUUUAUGUAAAUAAAGAUUUGUAACAUUUUAAAUAA
Trematomus bernacchii (emerald rockcod) is the source of this 1633-nucleotide messenger RNA. RefSeq lists its product as uncharacterized. The transcript is spliced from 9 exons. The record is from RefSeq and is a predicted model, not a curated record. Lineage: Eukaryota; Metazoa; Chordata; Actinopteri; Perciformes; Nototheniidae. Bases 37 to 1062 code for a protein of 341 amino acids.